GCCCCUGAAGGCGUCAUUAUUGUUGUUGUAAUGUAAAGUCUGGUGAGCAGUGUGAGCCUGAAUGUGUCGAGAGGGAGAGGAGAGAGUUUAUAGAUAUUUUCUGAUCAGUUCAACAGUAUUGUUAGGUUUAUUCACCUUUGGGGGAUUUCACGCUCUUUCUAAAGUGAAAACAAAGGAGUAAAGUUGUCCCGACGGAUAGUUCUGUGAUGGGCAUGACUAACCGCAUUGAAUGUAUAUUUUUCAGUGAGUUUCACCCCACCCUGGGUCCUAAAAUAACCUAUCAGGUGAGUGUCUGUGAAGUAUUUUGUGUUGGUUUGAAUACAACAGUUAAUCAUUUUUGUAUGUACAGAGAAUGAUCACAAACGUUACAGAAACUGUGCUAAAUUUCCUCCUCAGUAUUGUAUCUCCAAACAUUAGUAUUUACUCACUUGGACUACUGUCUAGUUGUGUGGUCAGAUUUAGACAAAAUUACAACUAAUCCAGAACAGAGCUGCAAGACUAGGACUGAACUAACACCACAACUAAUGUUUUAUAUCAGUGUUGAACAUGUUUUUUUAACUCCUCGACAUUUUCUUGUGGUAUUUAUCCCCAUGAAUGGAUCUGAAUGUAUAUUGUCUUGUUUUAUCCCUGCAGGUCCCAGAGGAGUACAUUUCACGGGAGCUCUUUGACUCCGUUCAAGUUUACAUCAUCACAAAACCAGAACUGCAAAACAAACUAAUAACUGUGUAUGUAAUUAAACCUCUUUAUUUUCUUUACCGCAUUCCUUCUUUUCAUUUAGAGAUCACUAUUUAUGCAUCAUGCAGGGGGAUGAUAGUUCCUCUUGUCAUUUUGUCUGCGCUCUUAACAUUUCUUUCAGCACUGCCAUGGGGAAGAAGUUAAUCGGUUGUCCCGUGUGCAUCGAACACAAAAAAUACAGCAGAAAUGCCCUCCUGUUUAACCUCGGCCUGGUUUGUGAUGCUCAGACCAACACAUGUGCACUGGAGCCGAUUGUGAAGAAGCUGUCUGGGUACCUCACCACUCUGGAGGUAGAGAAAACUGCUCCAUCAUAGUUGUACUUGUCAUACAUUUGCAAAAUGUGUUGGUUUCAAAUGUCUCAUGUUUUGUCUGGUUAUGUUGCAGCUAGAGAGCGGCUUCAUUUCCAAUGAGGAGAGCAAGCAAAAACUUUUACCUAUUAUGUCAACCUUGUUAGAAGAGCUGAACGCUACAGGAGCCUGCACCCUGCCUAUAGGUAUGUCAUGUAUUUCCCAGCUUUCUAGUGCAAACCAUCUGUCAUCAUAACCAUAUGUCUCUGGAAGAUAGCGGAACAAACAAAUAUCUUGUUCAUUUCUUUUUUGUUUGUUUGUUUGUUUUAAGAAGUUUUCUUCUGGUAAAGAUUUAGUGUCACGGACAUAGACUGUACCAUAUUUUUCACACUAUAAGGCACACUUAAAAUCCUUUUGGCUUGACUGCAGCUACCGUAGCCUCGUGGAGUUAAUGAAUGAGUUAAAUAAAGUUUGACUUAUCUGACUGCGUUCAUUGAUGGUGCGUCUUAUAAUCAGGUGCGUCUUAUAGAGGGAAAAUAGGGUAUAUAGAAUGGACACCGUCUGCCUCCUCGCUGGGUAAAGCCACUCCGAGAACAGCACCCUUUGGUGACAGGCUGCAGUAUAGGUCAUCAAUCCCGCCUCUGCCAGCAAAGCUUAUGGAGUUGUGGACAAACUUUAGAAAUUUAUUACACCGAAUAUUAAUUUUUCUCCCCCCUGGUUGUGAUGUUGACAUAUAGUUACUGUAAGACUGAUUUAUGUUCAAGUCCUAUUUUUUCUGUGCAGCACUGUUUCUAAAAGUUAUAAUGGGGUUCAUGUUUUCUAUGAUUGACACUUGAUACAGUCUAUGGGUGUACGAAGAUUGCGUUGCUCCCCCAGGGGUUACGCUGUUUGAGCCAAGUGUCAUCACAGCGACUCUCCCGCCGAAUGCAUACAAUGCUACUGCGCAAUGUUGGUUUCAGGAAAUGGAGAAAAAUCGCAGAAACACCGAGAGCUUUUUGGCCUCAAAUCCGUAUAUAGGCGGAAGGCGGAACUAAGUUGUCCAUAAUAUAUACAGUCCAUCGUCUUGCACAAUCACUUAGCAAACAUCAUCAAACUCAAAGUUAAAACACUUAUUUUCAUGAGAGGUGUAUACGGCCCCUUAGACAGAGCAGUAUAUAUGCAGAUUCAUAAAGUCUGGUCUGCAAAGAGAGGAAGCACAUACUUAACAAAUACUGAUGAGGAAAUUUUGGAAUCCCAAGAGUUCACUGUCUCAUGUCAGGAAAACCACAAUUGGAUUUAUAUUAGCAACAGGAUUUUUAUGACGUUUUAAAAUAAAAUCAUAUUUGUUGUUUGCGGUCUUCUGUUCUGCCCAGAUGAAUCAAAUACCAUCCACUUAAAGCUGAUCCAGCUCAGAAAGGACCCCCCUAUCGUGCAGGAAUAUGACGUGCCUGUCUUCACCCAGUGCAAGGAACAUUUCAUCAAGUCUCAGUGGGAUCUUACAACUCAGCAGGUAGGCACGGUGAUUGACAAGCAGGAACAUUUUGAUACGAACUGUUGUAGUUUGAGGGCAGCCAUUAUUUUGCGAAAGGAAAGGUGGUAAAAGCAUAGGGGGAGGGGAAGCUUUGUGUGGUUGCUUUAAAAGUACAGCAUGUAGAAAUGGGAAUAUGCAGUGUUAUCUAACAGUCAAAUUGAGGGUUGAAACACUCUCUGGUCCCCAUUAUGUAAGUGAAGUGACAGGAAGAUAAAAGUGGUCAUCAAUUUUUCAAGUUGUUACUGUCAAAACUUUUAUGAAUGCAAAUUACUUUGCACUCAGUAACCACUCUCUUCUUCUUUGUCAUCCAACUGGUGCAUUUUACAUGUCUCAUAAAGUAUACAAAUCCACGAGGUACCAGAUUGUUCUUUGUAUCAGUAGAAACAAGGCUGUGCAAGAUGGCAUCCUCCUUAAAGGGGAAUUUUUACCACUCCUGUUGUUGACAUAGAAUGCUCAUUAAAACAAAAACAAAGUUAGUUUGACAUUCAGGUAUUGAUCUUCAUUUUUACCUCGUCUUGCUGCCGAUUGCUGCUAAAUCCUACUCACUGUACUUUUGAUAAGUAAAUGAGUCAUAGGAGGUUAAGCCGGUGUUGUUCCUCUGGUUCUUGUUCACCACAGAUCCUGCCCUACAUCGACGGAUUCCGACACAUUCAAAAGAUCUCAGCCGAAGCAGACGUUGAGCUGAAUCUUGUUCGCAUUGCUGUUCAGAAUCUACUGUGAGUACAAUUUGGUGACAAAAAAGAACAGAAAAAAAAGGGCAACACACACCAGCAUGGGCUGAUGUGCGUCAAAACACCCUCAUCCCUUGUUUUCUGUAUACGUCAGACUGAUGAUCCACCAGUAUUAUUGUGUGUUUGUCCACAUCUACAUAUCAGGAUCAAACACUGUCCUAUUUCUCUUUUGUUAAACCUCUUGGAGCAACUAUAAUCCUCCAAUUAUGUGCUAUUUCUGACUUCUGUGGUGUGUUUCAGUUCGAUGUGUGACUAUUAUUUCCAGAAGAAACAAAAGAGGAGAUUUUAAGAUCUUUCUUUUCCUUUUCAGGUAUUAUGGGGUUGUGACUUUGGUGUCGAUAUAUCAGGUACAAACUUACACCAAACAUUAGACCCAUCCCAAUUACCUCUAUUUAUGAUGGAAUAUAAGCGUACUGAACGGUACAAACAGUCUUUUAAAAUGUUCUGCUUUUCUCAGAAUAUAAUGACUUCUGUUUCUACUUUUUCUGGCGGUCUUAACGCUCAGCUAUCACUAUUAGAAGGUCUUGACUUUUUGGAUGUCAUAUUGUCCUUUUUUUUCCUCUCUCCAGUAUUCAAAUGUUUAUUGCACCACCCCCAAAGUCCAGAACCUCAUAGAUGACAAGUCCAUUCAGGAGGAGUGCCUCAGUUAUGUCACUAAGCAGGGUAAAUUUCAGCCACUGUUGUUGAAAACACACGUUAUAUAACUCCUGUGUUUUGAAGUAUUCACUUGUUUGUUUUACCGUGUGACAGGUCAGAAGCGUGCCAGUCUCAGGGAUGUGUUUCAGCUGUAUUGCGGUCUAAGUCCAGGAACUACAGUCCGUGACCUUUGCGCACGCUACUCUCAGCAGCUUCAGAGGGUUGACGAGAGGUGAGCGUCAAUCACCUUAUCACUUUCUUAGAGGACUUUAGGGCUCUUAAAAAGUCAGGUCAGAGUGACAUUUAUUUUUAUGUGGCUUGUGUGUUGUCCUUCAGGAGGCUGAUCCAAUUUGGGCUGAUGAAGUGUUUGAUACGGCGGCUGCAGAAGUAUCCUGUAAAGGUGAUCCGGGAUGAGCGGAGCAGGCCGCCCAGACUGUACACCGGCUGUCACAGUUAUGACGAGAUCUGCUGCAAAACAGGCAGGUUUUUUUUCAAGACCCUUUUUCACUUAUUGGUGUAAAACUAAAGAGUAAAUCCUUAAAAGUCACUGUAAACUACCUUUUCUUUAUAGGGAUGAGUUACGCUGAACUGGAUGAACGUUUGGAGAAUGAUCCGAACAUAGUGGUGUGUUGGAAGUAAUGUGAAAAAACGGAAUAAACAGAGAUGCCUCAACCAAAGAUGCCUUCAGUAAGAGGACUAACACUGGAAACAGAAGCAGUAUUUUGAUAAUGAUAAUAAUAAUGCAUCAGAUUUUAUACAGCGCUAUUUAUCAAUGCCCUCCCCAAAGCGCUUUACACUGGAUACAUUAUUCAUUCGCUCACACAGUCACACCGUGGUGGUGGUAAACUAACCCUGGGGCAGACUGGAGGAAACGUGGCUGCCGAUCUGUGCCAGCAGCCUCUCCGACCACCACCAAACAUCACUUACAAUCACUGCCAUGGUGUAUUGUCUGUAUGUUGUUUUGUUUGUUAUACCGGCCCUAGGAUAAUGGCGUAUUUACUUUGAAGCGGAUAGGUUAAUCGAUGUGCAUUGUCCUAAUCAAAUAAACAAUAAAAAACAACACAUUAGUACAGGACAAACACUGGAACUGAGGUGAGUUAAGAGUCUUGCCCAAGGACGCAAUGGGCAGACUAGGGGUAGGGUGGGAUUGAACCAUCACUCUUCUAGUUAUUGGAUGACCGCUCUACCUCCUGAGCUACUGCACCCCCAAUAUUUUCUUAUUUUUAUGUCUGAUAACGUUUUUUUUUAAAUCUCAUCCUCUCUGACAUUUCUCUUUAUAGUAAGGAAUAUGAUGUUUACUAAUGUUGUAAAAAUGAAGUUUAAUUAAUAAAGAGAUAAAACUGAA
Molecule: messenger RNA, 5244 nt
Organism: Xyrichtys novacula (pearly razorfish)
Lineage: Eukaryota; Metazoa; Chordata; Actinopteri; Labriformes; Labridae
Source: the annotation of a GenBank genome assembly